This is a messenger RNA of Gongylonema pulchrum, 348 nucleotides long. NCBI's taxonomy places the organism in Eukaryota, Metazoa, Nematoda, Chromadorea, Rhabditida, Gongylonematidae. The record is from the annotation of a GenBank genome assembly.
AUGUUAGCGGUGCUAAUUGCUGCUGCACUUGCAUCACACAUCAUUGCUGACGGCGCGCAAGCGACAACGACGACCUUCAAUAAUGCAAUUCAUGAUGAGCCGGCAGUAGAAUGCGGGCAUGGUACCAUCACAGUGAAGGUGAAAACUGCGACCCAAAAACCAUCGUAUAUUUUCGCUAAAGGACAUUUUCAUAAGGAUAAUUGCCAUUUCAAGGAAACGAACAAUGCAACAUUUCACUUCGAACAGUGCAAUAUCAACAGAAAGCGUGAGGUGAAUCCGAGAGGAAUGGCUUAUUCAUUAACAGUUAUUGUGCAGCUUCAUCCGAUCUAUUUUUCCGAAACUCCUUAA